This is a messenger RNA of Phyllotreta striolata, 1023 nucleotides long. Lineage: Eukaryota; Metazoa; Arthropoda; Insecta; Coleoptera; Chrysomelidae. The record is from the annotation of a GenBank genome assembly.
AUGUCUCACCAGACAGGAAUUAAAGCAAAUGAUGAACUUAAAAAGUUCUUUGCAACAAGUAGAGAUGGUUCCAUUAGAUUGAUCAAAGUUUCAAUAAAAGAAGAGCAAUUGGUGCUAGAUGGAUACGAGCAUGUCAAAGGCACUUGGGAGCAAGAUUUUGAUCCUUCAAUUGGUCCACAAAUCGAAGAAAAUCAACCUUGUUAUCUAAUGUACAGACUAGAUAGCAAGAAUAAUUCGAAUUACGAAUGGAUGCUCGUUAGUUGGACUCCCGAUACUGCUCCAGUCCGUCAAAAAAUGCUCUACGCAUCUACGAAGGCCACUCUGAAGCAAGAAUUUGGAUCUUCGCAGAUUAAAGAAGAAAUGCAUUGUACUAUAACGAGCGAUAUUACUUUGAAUGGUUAUUUCAAACAUAAAAAAUCCACUGCGGCACCCGCUCCUCUAUCUAUGAGGGAAGAAGAAUUAAAUGAAUUGAAGAAAACUGAAGUUAAUACCGAAAUCAGUAUCGAUACUAAACAACAAACCUUGAGCGGUGUGGCUUUUCCUCUUACUACAUCAACUCAAGAUGCUAUCAUUGAUAUGAUACGUGGAACUUACAAUUAUCUUCAAUUGAAAAUCGAUAUGAAUGAAGAGAGCAUACAUUUAGUAACUGCCGAGAAUGUUAGUUUAGAAAAAUUGGCUUCCAAGGUUCCAAAAGAUAAAGGAAGGUAUCAUUUGUUCAAGUUCAAACAUACCCACGAAGGGGAUUACAUGGAAAGUUUUAUAUUUAUAUAUUCGAUGCCGGGUUACAGUUGUUCAGUUAAAGAGAGAAUGCUCUACUCGAGUUGUAAAAACCCACUGACAGACAGCAUAUCAAAAUUAGGAUUGGAAAUCGCCAAAAAACUGGAAAUUGAUUCUGGUGAUGAGUUAACGGAAAAGUAUUUGUACGAGGAACUCCAUCCGACUAUCAAUUUGCACCGACCUCAAUUUGCCCGGCCUAAAGGACCGCCUAAUAGAGGCCCGAAACGCGUGACAAAAAAUCUAUAA